Messenger RNA from Arvicanthis niloticus (Nile rat), 2122 nucleotides. Its product is annotated as UDP-glucuronosyltransferase 2A3. Gene Ontology annotation, molecular function: glucuronosyltransferase activity. The record is from RefSeq and is a predicted model, not a curated record. NCBI's taxonomy places the organism in Eukaryota, Metazoa, Chordata, Mammalia, Rodentia, Muridae.
AAUCUUUGUAGAACAGCUUGGGGAUGCACAUCAUGGUUUCUGAAAAAUGGGUUGUGGCAGUUUUUCUGCUGCAGCUUUGCUGGACUGGCUGUGGCUUCUGCAGCAAGGUCCUUGUGUGGCCCUGCGAUAUGAGCCACUGGCUGAAUCUAAAAACUAUUCUGGAGGAGCUUGCAGCAAGAGGACAUGAGGUAACCGUCCUGAAAUACCCCAGUAUCAUCAUAGAUCAGAGUAAACUUUCCCCACUGCACUUCGAGAAUAUUCCUGUGCUAUAUAAAAAUGAGAUUGCUGAGAAUAGUCUAAAUGAAGUUGUUAAUAUAGCUGUGAAUGUCAUUCCAAACCUGUCACUGUGGAAAGCAGCAAGAACAUUGCAAGAUUUAUUUCUUCAACUGACUGGAGUUUUUGAAGAUCUUUGUAGGAGUGUGUUGUAUAACCAGACAUUCAUGAACAAGCUACAGGAUGCGAAAUAUGAUGUAGUGGUUAUAGACCCCGUCAUUCCCUGUGGAGAGCUGGUGGCGGAAGUGCUUCAGGUCCCUUUCGUAAACACACUGAGGUUCAGCAUGGGCUACUUCAUGGAGAAACACUGUGGCCAGCUUCCAGUUCCGCUUUCAUAUGUACCGGUUGUCAUGAGUGAAUUAACAGACAAUAUGACCUUUACAGAGAGGGUUAAAAAUACAAUGCUUUCAUUGUUUUUUGAGUUUUGGCUCCAGCAAUAUGACUUUGCAUUCUGGGAUCAGUUUUACAGUGAAACUCUAGGAAGACCCACCACAUUCUGUAAAACUGUGGGAAAAGCUGAAGUUUGGCUAAUCCGAACAUAUUGGGAUGUUGAAUUUCCUCGUCCAUAUUUACCAAAUUUUGAGUUUGUAGGAGGACUUCACUGCAAACCUGCCAAGCCUUUACCUAAGGAAAUGGAAGAAUUUGUUCAGAGCUCUGGAGAACAUGGUAUAGUAGUGUUUUCGCUGGGAUCAAUGGUCAAAAACCUGACAGAAGAGAAAGCCAACCUCAUUGCUUCAGCCCUUGCCCAGAUUCCCCAGAAGGUUUUGUGGAGAUACUCAGGAAAGAAGCCAGCCACAUUAGGAUCCAAUACUCGGCUUUUUAAUUGGAUUCCCCAGAACGAUCUGCUUGGACAUCCUAAAACCAAAGCUUUCAUCACACAUGGUGGAACAAAUGGAAUUUACGAAGCCAUUUACCACGGUGUCCCUUUGGUUGGGGUUCCAAUGUUCGCUGAUCAGCCUCACAACAUCGCUCACAUGGAGGCCAAGGGAGCAGCCGUAAAAGUCAACAUCAACAAGAUGACAAGCACAGAUUUACUCAGUGCCUUGAGAGCAGUCAUUAAUGAGCCUUCUUAUAAAGAGAAUGCCAUGCGGUUAUCAAGAAUUCACCACGAUCAGCCAGUGAAGCCCUUGGACAGAGCAGUCUUCUGGAUUGAGUUUGUCAUGCGUCACAAAGGAGCCAAGCAUCUUCGUGUGGCAGCGCAUGACCUCAGCUGGUUUCAGUACCACUCUCUGGAUGUGAUUGGGUUCCUGCUGGCCUGUGCUGUGACUCUGACAUUCAUCAUUAUUAAAUGUUGUUUGUUUAUGUGUCAAAAAUUGUGUAUGAAAGAAAGGAAGAAAAAGGUGAACAGAAAGAAAAAGAACUAGCUAUUUUUAAGUUUGGGAAAGUUUUGAGUGACAGUUAUAUUAAUUCUAACCACAAGAAGCCUGCAACUACCCUCUUUAUACCUAUUUUCAAAUAGGCCAUUCUGUUUCAGAUUGGAAAUAAAUGUAAACAUAAAACAUGACAAUGAACUACUGAUGCGUUCCAUUCUUCUAUCUUGUAGACAUUCUCCUCUCACUCUCCUCAGAUAUGGGAACUGUGACUACUAAAUAUAUUCUAUAGAAAUUAAGGGAUAAAUAACAAUAUGCUAGACCUCUGGGAAGGCACAUAAUACAAAUGGUAUUGAUGUAUAUCAAGAUUUCUCAGAGUCAAUGUAAAAGCCUAUCUAUCAUAUUGUCUAAGUACCACCAAGGGAUUUAACAUAUGAGAUGAUAUUUUUCUAAUAAAAAUGAACUUUUCUGUUUCUCUAGUGUUGCAGAUAUUAAAGUAUGAAUUCUUUUUUUAUUUUCAAAAAUAUUUUUAUUGAAAA